Molecule: messenger RNA, 885 nt
Organism: Hibiscus syriacus
Lineage: Eukaryota; Viridiplantae; Streptophyta; Magnoliopsida; Malvales; Malvaceae
Product: ADP-ribosylation factor 2-B
Exons: 7
Coding region: 160-705 (181 amino acids)
Biological process (GO): intracellular protein transport; vesicle-mediated transport
Cellular component (GO): cytoplasm
Molecular function (GO): GTP binding; GTPase activity
Source: RefSeq, a predicted model, not a curated record
UUCAAAAUGGGAAGACGGUGUUCCGUCAAACUAAGAUCCUUUCUGUUGGAUCUAUAAAUAGUAAAAGUCGAUGAUUCGGAGAGCAGAUAUUCGCUCGCACUUCUCUCCUUCGUUCGACUCCGCGUAACAACCGCUGACAUUUUCUCUCAGACGUGAAGAAUGGGGCUGUCUUUCGCAAAGCUAUUUAGCCGGCUUUUUGCCAAGAAGGAGAUGCGUAUAUUGAUGGUUGGGCUUGAUGCUGCCGGUAAAACCACCAUUCUUUACAAGCUCAAAUUGGGAGAGAUUGUCACCACUAUUCCCACCAUUGGUUUCAAUGUUGAAACCGUGGAAUACAAGAACAUCAGCUUUACUGUCUGGGAUGUCGGUGGCCAGGACAAGAUUCGACCACUGUGGAGGCAUUAUUUCCAAAAUACACAAGGGCUUAUUUUUGUGGUUGAUAGCAAUGAUCGCGAUCGUGUGGUUGAAGCUAGGGAUGAGUUGCACAGGAUGUUGAACGAGGAUGAGUUGAGGGAUGCUGUGCUGCUAGUAUUUGCUAACAAGCAAGACCUUCCAAAUGCUAUGAAUGCUGCCGAGAUCACCGACAAGCUUGGGCUUCAUUCUCUCCGCCAGCGCCACUGGUAUAUACAGAGCACAUGCGCCACUUCCGGUGAAGGACUUUACGAGGGACUCGACUGGCUCUCGAACAAUAUCGCAAGCAAGGCAUAAAUGGCACAAUUGAAAUGACAGUCGCACCAAUUCUGGCCUUUUGUUGUGGAUAUCUACCUCGUUCAAGUGUUGUGGCUUAAGAACAAUUCGAUUAAAUUUCAAUUUCCCUGCAAACAUUGUCAUUUGUCACAUGUAGUUUAAGAACGAUUUGAUUAAAUUUCAAUUUCCCUUGUCGUAUAC